UAAACCCCCUGCACGCCUCUACGCGUGACUUCUAGAACAAGUCCAGCUUCGCCCUGUGGUCAGUUCGCCUGUAUCUGCCUGCCUGCCUGCCUGCCUACCAUCAUUCGAUUCUCGUCAAAGACGUUUCCGGAUGAAUGAAUCUCGCUCAAACACAUCCCGAGCUGAGGAUCGUCGCCCGGAUCCUGCAGCAAGCCUCUAUCCCACUCGCGACUCAUGCUCAGUUUGAUCAGCAAUGGACUCCCGUGUACCUUGAGCAAUCCUUUCAGUGGACUGAUCACCUCGCUGGACUGCUACGACAAACGACACCGGAAAGCACAACCAGGAAUAUUGGGGGAGGUGAUGGAGCGAUUGAUAUUAUCAGGUCGUUUCUUGAGACGCUGCAAGAUGGAUACGAUGAUGAUACCGCCGUGAUGGGGAAUGGGGUUACGCAGGAUGAACUGCCUUCAGAGGAAGAGCUUCUGGAUCCUUCAGCUGCGUUACGGAAGCGGCUACUCAAGAACCCUGGAUUGUCGGACAGCGCAUUGAUGGCGAUACUAUUGAAUAGAGACUCGCGAACGGGUCUGAAUGAUGACACAUUGGUAUUGACAAUUGUGAGCAACAAUGCGAUGGACGAUCUAAUUGCAGGCGUGCGGUCGCAUUUUCUGCAGCUUGGAAAAAUAGUACCUAUACUGAACCAUGAUAACAUUAUGAAAAAUGUAUCGGCGGAGAGUAUCGAUCGAAAGGCGAAAGCACGUCUGAUUUUCCGCAAGCUGUCCGAUCGAUCCAACCCAUUGACGGUCGAUACAGCCAUGCGUAACCUACGCGCAUAUCUGGACUCAUCGCCAAAUGAGGCUCAGGUAAGGUCAGGGUUUGUUUUUGAUAAACAGUGAGUCCGCUGAGGUGCAGAGUUCUGAUAAUGGAGGGAAAUCACAUUGCGUUCUCACCGCACCUUAUAGGAAGUCAUUCGAUAUCUGUCAGAGAUGGCUACAGCGGCA
Molecule: messenger RNA, 974 nt
Organism: Gamsiella multidivaricata
Lineage: Eukaryota; Fungi; Mortierellomycota; Mortierellomycetes; Mortierellales; Mortierellaceae
Exons: 3
Coding region: 135-869 (244 amino acids)
Source: RefSeq, a predicted model, not a curated record